AUGUCCGUUUCUCUCUUCAAGACCCCCCGCCUAGCCUCCACUCUCGCCACGGCCUCAAAGACCUUCUUCCACCAGAACAUGGCCAUCAAGAACUUUCACACCUCGAUGAAGAGCCACUACGCUGCUGCCAACUCCCCCCCUCCCGCCGAGGGCUUCAUGCCAGGAGUCGCCAACUCCAAGUUGAUCAAGCAUACCCACCACGAUGCCCUCCGGAACCCCGAGCUCGCUGGUGUCGCCAAUGGAGAGACAAAGAAGAUGAACACUUUCCAGGCUGUCAACGACGCCAUGAGCAUUGCCUUGGCCACCGACGACACCGCCUGUGUCUUUGGAGAGGAUGUUGCCUUUGGAGGCGUCUUCCGUUGCACCAUGGGUCUCUCCGACAUGUUUGGUCGUGACAGAGUGUUCAACACCCCAUUGUCGGAACAGGCUAUUGCAGGAUUCGGUAUUGGUAUGGCUGCCAUGGGAUCGACCGCCAUUGCCGAGAUCCAGUUUGCCGAUUACAUCUUCCCCGCCUUCGAUCAGCUGGUGAACGAGGCUGCCAAGUACCGUUAUAGAUCGGGAGGAGAGUUCAACGUUGGAGGACUCUGCAUUCGCACGCCCUGUGGAGCCGUCGGACACGGAGGUCACUACCACUCGCAGCACCCCGAGGCUCAUUUCGCUCACACCCCUGGUCUCAAGGUCGUUGUCCCCCGCAGCCCUAUCCAGGCUAAGGGUCUUCUUUUGGCCUCCAUCCGUGACCGCAACCCCGUCAUUUUCAUGGAGCCCAAGAUUCUCUACCGUGCCGCUGUUGAGAUGGUCCCCGUUGGAGAUUACGAGUUGCCACUGGGUAAGGCCGAGGUGCUGACACAGGGCACAGACUUGACGAUCGUUGGAUGGGGCGCCCAAUUGUACGUCCUUGAGAACGCCAUCCAGAUCGCCCAGAAGAAGAUGCCCGGUCUCUCUGUCGAGCUGAUUGAUCUCCGGUCCAUCCUUCCCUGGGACGUCGAGACCGUCUGCAAUUCUGUCAACAAGACCGGUCGCUUGUUGAUUGCCCAUGAGGCACCCAAGACUCAGGGUUUCGCUGCUGAAAUUGCCACUACGGUUAUGGAACGGUGCUUCUUGAGAUUGGAGGCUCCUAUUCAGCGCAUGUGCUCGUAUGAUACUCCUUUCCCCUUGAUCUAUGAGAAGUUCCAUGUUCCUGACAUGAUCCGUUGUGCUGAGGGCAUUGAGAAGGCCAUGAAGUUCUAA
Molecule: messenger RNA, 1227 nt
Organism: Linnemannia hyalina
Lineage: Eukaryota; Fungi; Mortierellomycota; Mortierellomycetes; Mortierellales; Mortierellaceae
Source: the annotation of a GenBank genome assembly